UUAAAAACAAUGAUUAUAAAAAACAGGUCACAAGGAGGGAAUGAAAAGGGGAGUAUGAUAUAAGCUUACCGGGGAAGAAAAUAACUUCUUGAAUUAUUAUUUUAUACUCUUUUAUUUAUUUAUAUUUUCAAAAAUUUAAAUUUAAAAAAUAACAUCAUCCAUUGAGCCACAGACAACACUCCUAGGUAGCAGUAUAUUUAACCCUUGUGAGGCGUAAUCCAAACUUUGCUGUUUUGAACAGAGACUCAGAGCAAACACAUUCAUGGCGAUUGAUACGCUAGUGUUAGGCGCUGGUCAAGAAGUUGGGAAGAGCUGCGUGGUGGUAACCAUGAAUGGCAAACGAAUCAUGUUUGAUUGUGGAAUGCAUAUGGGGUUCUUGGACCAUCGUCGUUACCCUGAUUUCACCCUUGUCGAUCCCAAUCAAGAUUUCAACUCUGCCAUUACUUGCAUCAUCAUCACCCACUUUCAUUUGGAUCAUGUUGGCGCUUUAGCGUACUUCACAGAAGUUUGUGGGUAUAAUGGACCAAUUUACAUGACGUACCCAACAAAAGCUUUGGCUCCUUUGAUGUUGGAAGACUAUCGCAAAGUGAUGGUUGAUCGGCGGGGUGAGGAAGAGCUAUUCUCAUCUGAUCAAAUUGCUGAGUGCAUGAAGAAGGUUACUGCUGUUGAUUUGAGGCAAACUGUACAAGUAGAUGAAGACUUGCAGAUACGUGCCUAUUACGCAGGACAUGUUAUUGGAGCUGCAAUGUUCUAUGCAAAAGUAGGAGAUGCAGAAAUGGUUUAUACUGGAGACUACAAUAUGACACCGGAUAGACACCUUGGAGCAGCUCAAAUUGAUAGAUUACGACUUGACCUUCUUAUAACUGAAUCCACAUAUGCGACUACAAUUCGUGAUUCAAGAUAUGCUCGAGAGAGGGAAUUCCUCAAAGCUGUUCAUAAAUGUGUAUCAUGUGGAGGCAAGGUGCUUAUUCCAACAUUUGCUCUUGGAAGAGCUCAGGAACUAUGCAUUUUGUUGGAGGACUACUGGGAACGCAUGAAUUUGCAGGUUCCUAUCUACUUCUCAGCAGGAUUAACAAUCCAAGCUAAUGCAUAUUAUAAAAUGCUUAUUAGUUGGACAAGCCAGAAGAUUAAAGAUACAUACUCUAAACAUAAUGCUUUUGAUUUUAAGAAUGUUCAAAAAUUUGAAAGGUCUAUGAUAAAUGCUCCUGGUCCUUGUGUUCUUUUCGCGACUCCUGGGAUGAUAAGCGGUGGAUUUUCACUUGAAGUUUUUAAGCAGUGGGCAGUGUCAGAAAAUAACCUUGUCACUUUGCCAGGGUAUUGUGUGGCUGGAACGAUAGGUCAUAAAUUAAUGUCAGAUAAGCGGGCCAAAGUUGAUCUGGAUGCUAAUACAAGAAUAGAUGUGCGAUGCCAGGUUCAUCAAUUAGCUUUUAGUCCUCACACUGAUUCUAAAGGGAUAAUGGAUCUUGUAAAUUUUCUCACCCCCAAGCACGUUAUUCUAGUGCAUGGAGAGAAGCAUAAGAUGGCUUCCCUUAAAGAAAAGAUUCAUUCUGAAUUUGGGAUUCAAUGUUAUGAUCCUGCAAACAAUGAAACCAUAUGCAUUUCUUCAACUCACUCUGUAAAUGCAGAAGCCUCAGACACUUUCAUUCGAAGCUGCUUGAGUCCAAACUUCACAUUUCAGAAAUGUAGUUCUGCGGACGCAUGUAACUCUACUACGAUAGGCAAGAGCUUAAUGCCUAUGGUCCAAGUUGAAGAUGAAAGGGUAUCAGAGGGAGUUUUUAUUGUGGAGAAGGGUAAAAAGCCAAAGAUUGUACACAAGGACGAACUUUUGCUUAUGUUGGAAGAACAGAAGCACGAUACAAUGAGCGGGACGUUCUGACAUUGGUGAUUCAAUGGAUAACUUAAGUGACAGGUGCUCUUAGCCUCAUUUGUGCUUGCUAACAACUUGGUCAACUUCUACACGUCUUAACAUUUAUACACUCUCCAACUACCUAUACCAAUUAACUUGGUCAUAUUUAAUGGUUCGUUGAACACAAUCUAGUCAAAAAAUUUCAA
Vigna umbellata (rice bean) is the source of this 2052-nucleotide messenger RNA. The record is from RefSeq and is a predicted model, not a curated record. NCBI's taxonomy places the organism in Eukaryota, Viridiplantae, Streptophyta, Magnoliopsida, Fabales, Fabaceae.